AAACGCAAAACCCACCCACUCCAUUUCACCCAGCACCGCCGCGCAACUCCACCAGGGCACCACCUCUCUCCCCCUUCCCCUCCCCAGUCUCCGGCGAGAGCGCGCGCGCGCACGAGCGAUGGCGCAGGCCCCGCCCACCUUGCGGCUGCGCGGCGGCGACGGGGAGGUGUUCGAGGUGGACGCGCGGAGGCUGGCGGCGCUCUUCCCGGCCUUCGUCCUCAGGGUCCCCGCCAUCCACAACCUCGGCGUCUUCAACCUCAUCAGCGCGUACCGCAAGUUCGAGGCCAGCGGCAGGCACACCGCCCCAGACGUGGAGACCGCCUUCGUGAAGACCAUCGGCGACCUCGACAACCUCGCCCGCGUCGUCUCGGCUGCAGUGCAGCUGGAAGAUCAUGCCCUGCUGAACCUGUGCCUGCGAGCGACAAUUGUGAUUAUCGGGCAGGCAAGGGCUGCGGGAAAUCUCCAGAAUUUGCAGGGACAGGAGGAGAACUAGUGAGCUUGUGGGUUCAUGCCAUGAUUUUUCUUGAAUAGCAUCCUACAUCCGCACUUUUAGCCCUUAGUAGAGAUCUGAAACUUGUUUGUCUCAGCUAGCCUCAGUUUCCAGAUCAAGUUCAUAGCUCUUAGAGGAAAAAUAUCUAGUAUCUGCGACGCCAAUCAGAGAUUCCGUCGCUGCUUCUGGUUGGCCCCAUGGAACUAAGUCCUAAUCUGUAGUAUAUCUCAUGUUGCUGUCAUGCGUUUUGGGAACUGUUGAAGUUCACUGUAAAUCCUUUUGUUUCGUGAAGCACAUCACAAAAUUUCAGCUGGGCACGAGAAGUUAUGUUUUUGUCUUCCUGGUCUUAUCAGAAUUAUGUCUGGUGAGUACAUGAAACGUAGUUGAACUUGCUGCUA
Messenger RNA from Lolium perenne, 888 nucleotides. RefSeq lists its product as uncharacterized. NCBI's taxonomy places the organism in Eukaryota, Viridiplantae, Streptophyta, Magnoliopsida, Poales, Poaceae. The record is from RefSeq and is a predicted model, not a curated record.